Molecule: messenger RNA, 1332 nt
Organism: Colletotrichum gloeosporioides
Lineage: Eukaryota; Fungi; Ascomycota; Sordariomycetes; Glomerellales; Glomerellaceae
Exons: 1
Coding region: 1-1332 (443 amino acids)
Molecular function (GO): protein binding
Source: RefSeq, a predicted model, not a curated record
AUGUGGCCACCAACUUUCUUCGUUUCUGCUGCGGCAGUGUUCCUCUGGUCUGGAGGAGCUGUCUACGGUCAAGAGCUUCCUCAUGUUGGGCACAUCGACUUCCAGGGCCGCUUCCUUGUAGCCAUCUCAGAUGCGGACAUGGUGUCUUCGGCUUAUACGGACGGUCAAAUUGGACCACCUCAGGGUUCGGAUACCCUGUCUAUCAUACAGAUUACAGACAAUCCCGAAACUUGGAAAGUCUCAAAUGUAUCUGUUGGAAAUGCAGUAGUUGGGCCGCCCACAGCAAUGACGGUUACUCCAAAUGGUCGCUAUGCGAUUGUUGUUGAGACUCUUGGGCCACGGUCGUCUGCAAACCCAAACACUACGAUGUCGGAACUACCCUCUUCCCGGAAAAUCACAGUCAUCGACCUCAUCGACUUGGAUAGACCUGCAGUAGUGGACACCGUUGAAGGUUUUCUUCAACCUUCAACCGUGUCAGUCAAUGCAGCUGGGGACCUAGUUGCGGUUACACAUACCCUUGCUGGAUCCGGAGUCGAGACACCGGUUGCUCUGUAUCAAUUUCAGCAAGGGAAGCUGUCGCUUUUGUCAACACCUGCUAUUCCUGACUGGCCUUCUGGAAAUCUUCUGAUGGACGCGGCUUUCCACCCAGAGCUGGAUAUCUUAGCCCUCACAGACUACUCACAACCCCGUUUGACUCUGGUCAGAGUAAUUCGACAAGGCUCCGAAACUAAGCUAGAACGAUGGGGAAAUUCGUUGAGUCUGGAGACGGCACCAUACACGGCGAAAUUCACACCGGAUGGACGAUAUGUUCUUUCUAAUGCCAUGUAUGUGGGCCCAGAUAUCGAGGCGCCUCGAGGAACGAUUUCUAGCAUUCGUCUGGAAGCAUCACAAGAACAAAAUGGGGACCCUCACCAUAGCAUUGUCUCUCGUGCUGAAGUCGGAGUCAUGCCGGAGGGACUUGCAGUCAGCCCAGAUGGGCUGUGGGCAGUAACUGCAAACCUGGAGCGAAGCACGCCUGCACUCGACAGCCCCAGCCAAGGAUUCUUCUCAUCCCUCAGCUUACUACGCGUGGAGCCUGCCAAUGGUACUCUAUCAACAGUUGGCACUUACGCCUUCGACGGUAUACUACCUGAGGGGGUCGUGUUUGACAGCUCCAGCCGUUUUGUGGCUUCGACGACAUUCGACCAGUAUGAUGGUCGUAUUCCUGGGGGCAGCAUCGAUAUGUGGCGAAUUUCGGGUGAUCAUGCCGAUCCUACUCGUGUAGAGUUUGUUAAGACGAGUGUUUCGGUUCCUGUUGUACGUGGUCCACACGUCAUUGCUAUGGUAGGGUAA